AAGAAGAAGUGACCCAAAUCAAACACACCUGUGAAUGUUGUGUCUCUAACAGGAUGUUGGACGUUGCUAAAUGCUAACAGAGCUAAUGGUGACUUCUGUGUUUACUGAGGAACUUUUACCUUCAGUGGGGAAGUUAGUGGGACCAGAGAAGCUGAGUGGACUGAACCUGGAGCAGAUUGGGAAGGACUUUGCAGCGUUCAAGACUCACAGAAUGUCUUCAGACAGGUUUUACCAUGUUGUUGCAGAAGUCUCUCAGUGCAAUAUAAAUAUGAAAGUAAUGUGAAUAAUCCUCCAUUCUUCUGGCUUUCUGCCACAACCUACAUUCAGUAAUCUCCCGGCUUUGGUGAGGUCCAACACUGAUGUUGGGUGAUAAUGUCGGUGUCCCAGUUCAUCCUGAAGGUGUUGAAGUCCGGGCUCUGUGCAGCUCGGUUCUGGUGCUGGUUCUUCUGGGUGACGGUACCGCUGGUGCUGCUGGUGGCCGCGGAUCAGGUCGCUCUGGUGGAGUAUCAGGUGUUCCUGGAGCAGCGGCCCGUCGGCAGCGCUCUGCUCCGGGGAGAGGUGGUGGAGUCCGGCCGGGGGACCAGCAGGAGCUCCGAGGACCGGGAGGAGCUGGAGGGAGAGCUGGUCCUGGUUCAGGAGGAUGAGGAGACGCAGGUGAGCGGAGGAAAAGACGAAGACGACACCAAAGAGCAGGAGCUGUGGAUCGGGGUGGUGCCUGUGGAGAUCGACGACAGCAAAGCCUCCACCGGAAACCAGGAGUCCUUCACCGAUGCUAUGGUCAACAAAAUGAAGCGAGCGUUGGUCCUCGGAGCGUCUGCGCUGAUCAUCCUGGCUCUCAACCAAAACACUGUCAGUGAGAUGGAUCUGUCUCAGGUGCUGUCAAAGCCCAUCAUCGUGAUCCAGACAUCUGAAAAUGUCACCAAACUGAUCGGAGCUCUGCUCAGGGGUCUUCAGGCGACCGCAAAAAUCACAUACAAGACGAUUCUGCAGGACAACCUGGGGGCCACGCUCACGCUGUGGUCCAGCUGCGGUCGGUCGAGAGGAGGUCGCUACGGAGAGUGGCAGGGGGUCAUCUGCACGGGAGAGACCAACUCUCAGGUUCAGAAGUACCUGCAGCAGCUGUGGGACACCGUCCUCCUGGUGGCUCUGAUCCUCAGCACCGGAGUCAUUGUUCAGGCUCACUGGCAGUACCAGGACCACCAGCCGAACGACGACUUGGAGCUCUUUCCUAAACAGGACGUUCUGAAGAGAAUGUCGUCGCUGAAGACCAAAACGUAUCGUCAGCCCAAACCGUGGUGUGACCCGUCCCAGCCGGUGGAGACGGAAAACUGUGCAGUCUGUCUAGAGCCGUUCAACAACAACCAGUGUCUACGGGUGCUGCCGUGUCUUCAUGAGUACCACAGGGAGUGUGUCGACCCCUGGCUGCUGCUGCAUCACACCUGUCCUCUGUGCAAACGCAGCAUCCUCGGCAGCGUCUGCAGAGACCGUUAACAGUCGCCUUGCCUCCACCGCCACCACACCUCUGGGAAUCAAGUCUCAUCUCUUCCUCAGUGACUCUCCAGUAGCCGUUUUUUUUUCUGACCUCGCCACUUCCUCCUUCCAGCAAUGGAUUGUGGGAGCAAAUAUAAACUCAUCACAGCAGCUGUCUGGACUGUGGAGUGGUCAGAUUUUGACCAUCUGACCGUCGGGUGAGUGCAGAAAGACAUACAGUGGUAGUGUAAACACAAUACUAUGAAGUACUGUACUGGUGUGUGUAAACAGUACCUCUUCCUGGGAUCAUGUUACUGUACAAUUGUGGAAGUAUUUGUAUGUGUGAUCUACAGCAGUGAAGAUGUGACUCAUGAGGGUGCUCAAUGUGACUCUUCACAAACACCUUCUGCUCGGUUUCUGCAAACAACUGAGCGAGUACUCACGAGUCAGUUGUUUCUACAUGGACAUUCAAUGCUUAAUUGUUUUAAGCAGGGAUGUAUUGAUCGACUUGUCAGUGUCAAUGUUCACUUUAGGUCCUAAUGAUGUCAAUAACUUAUAAAGUGAGAGUUUAAACA
Sebastes umbrosus (honeycomb rockfish) is the source of this 2045-nucleotide messenger RNA. It is a transcript of the gene rnf215, whose product is annotated as ring finger protein 215. Lineage: Eukaryota; Metazoa; Chordata; Actinopteri; Perciformes; Sebastidae. The coding region runs from base 373 to 1491 and encodes 372 amino acids. The transcript is spliced from 13 exons. The record is from RefSeq and is a predicted model, not a curated record. Gene Ontology annotation, biological process: ubiquitin-dependent protein catabolic process. Gene Ontology annotation, molecular function: ubiquitin protein ligase activity.